UACACCGAUGCGAAAUCCCACUGAGAAAUGUAACGACCAGAUCAGUCUGAUAGUAGAAUAAAAUCGGGCUGACGAAGGCCGAUCGGGGCGUUACAUUUCUCAGUGGGAUUGCGAUGGUUUUUGCUUUGCUGUCAAAGUGAUUUUUUCACCAUAAACGUGUUUUGUUUGGUAGACGAGACGAAUUCCGAGUCGAGUUCCACAGCGCGUACCUGAGGGUGGCCACGAUCGCGAUUUUCCUUCGUGCUGCGUCCGUCAAUUUCCUCCGUCCGUUUGGCCUUGGCCACCGCACAGUGUGCCCGGAAAAUAUCUUCCUUUUCGGUCCUUCGACGUGAAACGUGCACCACACCAGAAAGGUACUUUGUUUUUCUCGGCCAAAAUCUGAAAUUUGUGAACGCUCCGGCCACCCCGGAGCCAGCGAACAAGAAGGCUAAAACGAGAAAAAACUGCCUGCAGUGCGGGAACUGAAGACAAUCAAGUCUAAAGAAAAUGCCUACCGGGAAGUGUGCGAAGGCGCCGACAGCUGCAGGAGCUGACCGUCAAGCUGUCUCGUCGCAAACAGAAUCUGCUGCGCGCGGCGAGGUACGCCUAGAAGUAUGGCCAAAUGGAGCGUGACGUGAUUUAGAAGGCCAAGAAGGACAGAAACAUGUACAUUCCAGCCGAGCCGACGGUGACCUUCGUCAUCCGCGGUAUCAACAAGGUCCGCAAGGUGCUGCAGCUGUUCCGUCUGCGGCAGAUCAACAACGGCAUCUUCAUCAAGCUGAACAAGACCACUAAGAUCAUGCUGCGCAUCGCCGACUCGUACGGAAUUCGUCCCCUUCUACAUGUCAUCGCUUGGUUGGCUGGCGCUCCUCGCGACAUGGUUGCUCACACUUGAAUCCACCAGUUUGCCGAGACUGCCGAGUUCUGCUUGCGUAAGGAACGUGCUCGUGGCGCUCGUUCGAUCGAACUUCCUCAUCAACUACACGUCGCAUUACAAACUGGCCAUGACCCCAGCACUGGGAAAUGCCUUUGAAGCGAAACUCGUCUUGAAUACGACCCGACAAACUUGUUGAGCCCGGAACUACACCAAGAUUGGCGUCAACGGCACGUACUGUCUGGUGUUCAAAACGGCAAAGCGGAUGCUCGGACCUCCACCCGCGGAAAUUGAAACCGUCCGUUCAGACGCACCAUAAAACGCAGUCGCUGCUGGUCUUUUUGUGAGCCUUCAAGAACAUCACACCUCAUCCGACGCAGCACCCGCUUUCAGUAGACAAGCUGUUCAGAUUGUUUACUGUUACGCAGUCCGGUGCUGCUGCUGCUGCGGUUCUCUGUCUCAGAAGUCGUAUGAGCAAGUCCCGCUCUCACGGAUGGACGCAUUCUCUAGCAGAGCCCGGCCACAACCCGGACG
Messenger RNA from Culex pipiens pallens (northern house mosquito), 1387 nucleotides. Its product is annotated as 60S ribosomal protein L7-like. NCBI's taxonomy places the organism in Eukaryota, Metazoa, Arthropoda, Insecta, Diptera, Culicidae. The coding region runs from base 644 to 874 and encodes 76 amino acids. The transcript has 3 exons. The record is from RefSeq and is a predicted model, not a curated record.